UAAUGCAUUUAUGGAGUACAAUGUGCUGAUUUCAUAUAGAGUUAGAAACAUUUACAUCACACUGUCCUAUUACAAUUUUAGGAAGAAAGCACAUCAAUGAAUAAAAAAUAAUGAGUAUCUCAGAGGUUCGUGCUUCUCGUUUUUCCGGCCUCGCCACCUGGUCCCACCCGGCUGCCCGCACGCAUUUGGCAUCCUGCAGACGCCCGAGGGUGCUCGGGCUGGGAGACUGAGACCCCGGGAUGCGCAGCGGCGUUCGCGGCGGCACCUGCAGAGAUGGUUGGGACCAAGGCGCGUAAGAACGCGCAACCGAGCCCUGCGCGGACUGGGCUCGAGGAGGAAUGCGCAGCUCAGCUCAGGAGACUGGGAGACAAACUGAAUUUCCGGCAGAAACUUCUGAAUCUGAUAAACAAAUUCUGCUCAGGAACCUGACUGCAACAAAAACUUGUGCAUAAGGGGACUCCUUCGAAGGGGAAGUUUCCCACAAUACGUGCAAGUGGUACAAAUUUCAUCAAUUCGAAGAGGGGUCUCAUUGUAAUUGAGAGGAGUGAGAAGGAGCAUUCACUCGCUUGUGGAUGCCCUUGAGAAGUGAAGAUGAAACACCUCAGAAGAAUUUUUGUUGGGUUUUUCGUAUGUCAUUUUUGGGGAUGUGA
Molecule: messenger RNA, 650 nt
Organism: Nycticebus coucang (slow loris)
Lineage: Eukaryota; Metazoa; Chordata; Mammalia; Primates; Lorisidae
Product: phorbol-12-myristate-13-acetate-induced protein 1-like
Exons: 1
Coding region: 274-429 (51 amino acids)
Biological process (GO): release of cytochrome c from mitochondria; apoptotic process; DNA damage response
Cellular component (GO): mitochondrion
Source: RefSeq, a predicted model, not a curated record